AUGAAUCACGUCCGCGCGUGUCUAUAUCUGUGGGCACUUUUUGCAGCCGGCACAGCAUGGGCCAGAUUUGACAUGAAUUCUGAUGGAUGUCCUGGAACACGUUUGACAGCAUGCGAAGAAAGAAACAAGAUAUGUGGAGCUUCGGUGAAGUGCCCUCGAUGUCAUAAACCUGGUGAAUGUGGUGUCACCGCGAGUUCUGCUUUUGACUGCCGAGACUGUGGAGGUAUUCAUUACUUGAAUAACCGGCACACUCACGAUAUAGCAUGUUGCUCCAGCUGUAGUGAACAACUGCGAGAUUCUGUUUCCUUCAAACUCUAG
Melampsora larici-populina 98AG31 is the source of this 318-nucleotide messenger RNA. RefSeq lists its product as uncharacterized. The record is from RefSeq and is a predicted model, not a curated record. The transcript has a single exon. Lineage: Eukaryota; Fungi; Basidiomycota; Pucciniomycetes; Pucciniales; Melampsoraceae. Bases 1 to 318 code for a protein of 105 amino acids.